GAGAGAGAGAGAGAGAGAGAGAGAUUAACAGUGCAGCCGACACAGAAUCAGGCCUGGCGUAUUUCUCUCAUACGCGACAGUAGCAGCAGGAGCAAGAGCACUGAAGACGGAGCAAUACUUCCUUCGCCAGCGGGUGUGUGAAGGAGCAUGUGUGUGUGACUGUACCUGUCAGCUUUAGACAGGUCGCUUGAUACCUUCCACCGCUCUGUCACGCUGUCUCUCCUCCUCCCUCUCAUCUCAACCACAGGACAUUACCACAGGAGCCAGUUUCCCGUUCAUUCAUUUGUUUACAUUCGGGAAAACCCCGGAUAAACGGAUUUCUAGCGUAUUCUGAGCUGACGCGGACAAGAUGCUUCUGCAUUUGGGAGCGCUGAGGGGGGGCCUGGGCGUCCUCGCUAUCAGACGCGCGUGUUUGUUUUCUCGGUCUGCUCAUACUCAGCCUCAAAGUGUGGAGUAUCGUCCAAUCAAGAAAGUCCUGGUGGCCAACAGAGGUGAGAUAGCCAUCCGUGUGUUCCGUGCGUGUACGGAGCUGGGGAUCCGGACGGUGGCGGUGUACUCAGAGCAGGACACGGGGCAGAUGCACAGACAGAAGGCAGAUGAGGCCUAUCUGAUCGGGAAGGGCCUGGCGCCGGUGGCCGCCUACCUCCACAUCCCUGACAUCAUCAAAGUGGCCAAGGAGAAUAACGUUGAUGCCAUCCACCCUGGUUAUGGCUUUCUCUCCGAGCGGUCGGACUUUGCACAGGCCUGCAUGGACGCUGGGGUGCGUUUCAUCGGCCCUUCCCCGGAGGUGGUGAGGAAGAUGGGCGAUAAAGUAGAAGCACGUGCCCUGGCCAUCCAGGCUGGUGUCCCCGUUGUGCCUGGUACAGAUGCUCCCAUCUCUUCUCUACAGGAGGCGCAAGAGUUUGCCAAAACCUACGGUUUCCCCAUCAUCUUCAAAGCCGCCUACGGUGGAGGAGGUCGUGGUAUGAGGGUGGUUAGACAGUAUGAGGAACUGGAGGAGAACUAUCAGAGGGCCUACUCCGAGGCCCUCGCCGCCUUUGGAAACGGAGCUUUGUUUGUCGAGAAGUUCAUCGAAAAACCCAGACAUAUCGAAGUACAGAUUCUAGGUGAUAAGUAUGGUAAUGUAAUCCACUUAUAUGAGAGAGACUGCUCAAUCCAGAGGAGACAUCAAAAGGUGGUGGAGAUUGCACCAGCCGCCCAGCUCGAUCCGCACCUGCGUGACCGUCUGACCGCCGACUCAGUUAACCUGGCCAAGACGGUGGGCUAUGAGAACGCUGGCACAGUGGAAUUCCUGGUUGAUAAACAUGGGAAACACUACUUCAUAGAAGUCAACUCCCGCCUUCAGGUGGAGCACACCGUUACCGAGGAGAUAACCGACGUUGACCUGGUCCAUGCCCAGCUGCACGUGUGCGAGGGACGCAGUUUACCAGAGCUUGGUCUGAAACAAGACAAGAUUCGAAUCAACGGCUGCGCCAUCCAAUGUCGCGUCACCACCGAGGACCCCGCCCGCGGCUUCCAGCCGGACACGGGCCGUCUGGAGGUGUUUCGGAGUGGAGAGGGAAUGGGCAUCCGAUUGGACAGCGCUUCGGCGUUCCAGGGCGCGGUCAUCUCCCCCCAUUAUGACUCUCUCUUGGUUAAAGUCAUAGCCAGUGGAAAAGACCUGCCCACUGCCGCCACCAAGAUGCAUCGCGCCCUUGCAGAGUUCCGUGUCCGAGGGGUCAAGACGAACAUUCCUUUCCUGCAGAAUGUGUUGAGUAAUGAUCAGUUUCUACAUGCCACAGUGGACACACAGUUUAUUGAUGAGAACCAAGACCUGUUCAACCUCAAACCAGUCCAGAACCGAGCCCAAAAACUACUACACUACCUGGGUCACGUCAUGGUAAACGGACCUACGACUCCGAUCCCAGUGAAAGCAAAACCCUCCCCAGUGGACCCAGUUGUUCCCCAGGUUCCUUUGGGUGAACCUCCGGCCGGGUUUCGGGAGGUCCUGUUGAGAGACGGGCCGGAAGGUUUUGCCCGGGCUGUGAGAGAACACAAGGGUCUGCUUUUGAUGGACACCACCUUCCGAGACGCCCACCAGUCUCUACUGGCCACGCGCGUCCGCACCCACGACCUGAAAAAAAUCGCCCCCUUCGUCGCCCACAACUUCAACAACCUCUUCAGCCUGGAGAACUGGGGGGGAGCUACGUUUGACGUGGCCAUGCGUUUUCUGUCUGAGUGCCCGUGGAGGAGACUGCAGGAACUGAGAGCUCUGGUUCCUAACGUACCUUUCCAAAUGCUGCUGAGAGGAGCCAACGCUGUGGGCUACACCAACUAUCCUGACAACGCUGUCUUUAAGUUCUGCGAGGUGGCAAAAGAGAAUGGAAUGGACAUUUUCAGGGUGUUUGACUCGUUGAAUUAUCUUCCCAACAUGGUGUUGGGUAUGGAGGCAGCGGGGGCGGCCGGGGGCGUGGUGGAGGCGGCCAUUUCCUACACCGGUGACGUGUCUGAUCCAAUGAGACAAAAGUAUUCCCUGGAAUAUUACCUCCAGUUGGCUGAGGAACUUGUUAAAGCAGGCACACACAUACUGGCCAUUAAGGACAUGGCUGGGUUACUGAAACCAGAAGCAAGCCGUUUGCUGAUUGGUGCAUUGCGGGACCGCUUCCCGGAGAUGCCUAUCCACGUUCACACUCACGACACGGCGGGAGCGGGCGUGGCCGCUAUGCUGGCGUGCGCCGAGGCGGGCGCUGACAUCGUAGACGUGGCGGUGGAUUCCAUGGCCGGCAUGACCUCUCAACCCAGUAUGGGCGCCAUUGUGGCCUGUACCAAGGGCACCAAACACAACACUGGUAUUUCUCUCGAGAAGGUCUUUGACUACAGCGAAUACUGGGAGGUGACUAGAGGCCUGUACGCUCCGUUUGACUGCACCGCCACGAUGAAAUCGGGAAACGCUGAUGUGUACGAGAACGAGAUUCCCGGGGGGCAGUACACCAACUUACACUUUCAGGCCCACAGCAUGGGUUUGGGUAACAAGUUUAAGGAGGUGAAGAAAGCUUACACUGAGGCCAACAAACUCCUGGGAGACCUCAUUAAGGUGACUCCCUCGUCUAAGAUUGUGGGGGAUCUAGCUCAGUUUAUGGUGCAGAACUCUCUGUCGCGGGCGGAGGUGGAGGAACGGGCGGAUGAGCUGUCCUUCCCUCUCUCGGUGGUGGAGUUCCUCCAGGGUCACAUCGGCAUACCGCACGGCGGCUUUCCAGAACCCUUCAGGUCAAAGGUGCUGAAGUCACUGCCUCGCGUCGAAGGUCGUCCUGGUGCCUCCCUACCCCCCAUGGACUUCAAAGCCCUCGAGAAGGAGCUUCGAGCGGCACACGGCGAUGACAUCACACCAGAGGAUGUGAUGUCGGUGGCCAUGUACCCAAAAGUAUUCCAGGAGUUCAAGGAGUUCACAUCUACCUUUGGGCCCGUUGACUGCCUUAACACUCGUCUGUUCCUGGACGGGCCCAAAAUCGCUGAGGAGUUUGAGGUUGAGCUGGAGCGGGGGAAGACGCUGCACAUAAAAGCUUUGGCUUUGGGUGAUUUGAACAAAGCGGGACAGAGAGAGGUGUUUUUUGAGCUCAACGGUCAGCUGCGUUCAGUCCUGGUCAAGGACACAGUGGCCAUGAAGGAAAUGCACUUCCAUCCCAAAGCCCUGAAGGAUGUGAAGGGACAGGUGGGGGCACCCAUGCCGGGGAAGGUAGUGGAGGUCAAGGUCAAGCAGGGACAGAAGGUGGAGAAGGGUCAGCCGCUGUGCGUCCUCACCGCCAUGAAGAUGGAGACGGUGGUGAACUCUCCAAUGACUGGCACUGUUGCCAAGGUCUACGUCACCUCCGACAGCAGCCUGGAGGGCGACGACCUCAUCUUGGAGAUCACCGAGUAAAGACAAGCGGGGGGGGGGGGAUUACUGGAGGAGCGUUAAUGGUUAAAAGGUUAAACUGGAGCAGGGGUACUUCACAUUUCAAGGUGAUCUAUUGCAAAUUAGAUGUAAACUAAAGAUAACUGGACUGGUUAAAUCAUCUCCAAUGUAUAUUAUAAAAACUCUGGUUGCAAAUAUAUGUUUACCAGAUAGGGACUUUAUCAGUAUAUACACUGCUGUGAUUCUGUGAAGAUUCAGUUCCAUCCUUGCUUGAAAUUCACUCCUUGGUAUUUUCAGUACAGCUAUAACACAAUGAGGAAUCAGUGAGGGCUUCAGCUCUAGUAUGUUUAUAUCUAUGUCCAUAAGCUUUGAGAAAGGAAGUGAUAGAGUUAUAUUUUCCAGAUAAAUGAUUCUAGUUUUGAAACAAAUGAAUUAUUAAUGCAUUAACAAAUGGAGCUGCAAUUAGCUGGACUAUUGUGGAGUCUUGCCGACAUUUCACAGUGAAAUUCUAUCCUGUACUUUAUGUGAGUGACGCUGAGCUGUGUGUGUGUGUGUGUGUGAGCAUGUGUGGGUGGGUGGGUGUGUGCGUGUGCGUGUAGUUGACUUUACACGGUGAAAAGUUUCAGAAGGAGCAGCCGUUUCAUUUUAAUGUUGUCUUACUGGAGCGUAAAAUCCAUUUUAGAGGUCUGAAAUAUUAAUGUUAAAGUCUGUAGCAAACACAGGCCCACAUUAAAGUGUAGAGAUAGAGCCGUCGUCAUGGCAACGUUGUCUCUCGCCGCUUAAGCAAAGCAAUAAAGUCAUGUUAUUAUGAUUAUGUUAGAUAUUUAAAUUGUUGGGUUGUGUAAAUGUUUAUUUCCGUGUAGUCAUUUGGUAAUUGAAAAUCAUUGGAAUGUUUUUGAGACAUUUGCUUUGACACAGUCCCCUGAAAGAAUGUGUUCUUAGCAGAUGGUUCAGUAAAACAGAGAGCAUUAAUGCACAGUCGAAGCUCCGUACCCUCCUCCUUUAUCCAUAUUUAACCUCCCUCUAUCGUUCCAUCCUUCCUUCUCCCUCCGUUCGUCUCAUCUUUUUGUUAAGUUCAUACAGUCAGUGAGGCGAUGGUUCAGAAUUUGCGGCGUGUAGAGCCAGAGAUGCGUUAACCGAUAAGUUUUUCUUUCUUUUUUGUGAUAUGUUCCAGAAUCUUCCACCUCUGAAGAUGAGAGCAAAGUAUUUUUACUCCACGUGAUAUCACCCAAGUAAUUUUAGGCUACAAACAACUGUCAGUGAGUGGUCCAGCAUUGCUAGCUUUUGUGACUCACUGACUUCCUAUAGCGCUUGUGCGCUACUUGAAACUUUAGGUGAAAAAUAACGUUUGUCAAAUGUCAUUACCAGAUAAACACAUAGUAUUUGUUAUGAAUAGUGCGGAAAAGAUAGGAGUUAUGUUACGUUAAUGGCUAUGACUUUUGUUUUAUCUUUCACUAUAGAGCAAAGACGUUAUUAGCAUUUUUAUCGAUUUUAAAGUAACUCUCCAAAACGAUGCCGUGUCAGUUUCUGAGAGAAUUUACUGGUCUUCGUGAUGAGGUUCUUGCUUUAGCCCCCAAAAAAGAAAGCCUAAACCAAAAUUAGGGUUUCUGCUUGUAAAAAAAAAUGUGCAUCUAAAACUUGUAAACUUGAUUAAAAAGCCUGUGCUUCCCUCUCCACAAUGACUGCGGCGGCUGAUAGUCUAGGGAUAGCCGGUGGCCGGGAACGGCCGUAUAAAGUAAGUCUCUUAAAUUGAAUAGUUGCAGAAAAAAGAACUGCUUCGGAUGAGCACCGGGCCUGAGAUUCAAUCUUUUUCUACCGACCGGCUUAUCUCUGACUUAGCAGACUGAGAAAAGCCCCUCUCAAUUGGGCCAGUUUCACUGAAUAGAUUUUUCAUUAAAUCAUGCUAGCUAAAUUUGAGGCUCCUGUGAAAUGAGCUUAUUCUCAUCACUCUAUGUGUGUGUGUGUGUGUGUGUGUAUGUAUGUGUGUGUGUAUAUAUGUGCGUCAGAAACACAAUGAACCCCGCCCGUCACCCAUACGUUCAAUGGAUAUAGAAUAUAGAUAUUUGUCCCGUUACCACGGUUACCAUAGAUUUAUAAAGGACAGGCUCGUCGUGAGGCAGCGGAGUUAAACAUAGAAACUAUUCUUUUUUAAAUGAAUAAAGUGGAAAAGGAAGAGAGAACACCCUCUUCAAUUUCUUAUUGUAUGUGUGAGUGCGGUGAACAGAGGAAACGACAGUUGUCGAAUUGUUCUAGAACAAUAUCCCGUUUAGUUCAAGAGCCCAUUCAGUCUAGGGCAUAUAGAUGUAGCUGUUAAAACCAGCACACUGUAUAAGCAGAGGACUUCAGUUAGAGUGGAUUUGACCAAUUGCACAACCCAUUUUUUGUUCUUCUUAAAGCCCAGUUUAUGUGUUUGACACGAGUUGUUGAAAUAGAUUUUGAAAGGGCAUUUUUACACAUCAAUUCGAUAACAUUCCUGUAAUUAUUGAACACUAACUAGAUAGAAUUAAAGAAUGGUGCCUGUAGGAGAGACAAAAAAAGAAUACUAAAAUAUGCAUGGAGACUGACGUUAAAGUCAUAUUUAAAUGGCAUUUCUCAUCAAAUCAUGUCAUGCAUUAUUAAUCAUAUGGAAUGUGACAGAGAGGGCUUUGUAAUUGUCAUCACUAAUAAGAAUUUAAUCAAAGUUUAUCUCUCAGUACAAAUCUUUAAUGUUUUGCCUCUCUUGUGAGAAUGAAUGAUUUGUCCUUAUUUUCCUUUUUUCUCCUUCUUUCAAGUUUUCACUGUUUCCUUUUUAUUUGUUCAUGUAUUGUUCAGAAAUAAAUGGUUGAAAACA
This is a messenger RNA of Chanos chanos (milkfish), 6701 nucleotides long. It is a transcript of the gene pcxb, whose product is annotated as pyruvate carboxylase b. Gene Ontology annotation, biological process: pyruvate metabolic process; gluconeogenesis. Gene Ontology annotation, cellular component: cytoplasm. The record is from RefSeq and is a predicted model, not a curated record. Lineage: Eukaryota; Metazoa; Chordata; Actinopteri; Gonorynchiformes; Chanidae. Bases 350 to 3895 code for a protein of 1181 amino acids. The transcript is spliced from 21 exons. Gene Ontology annotation, molecular function: pyruvate carboxylase activity; metal ion binding; ATP binding.